Molecule: messenger RNA, 1143 nt
Organism: Penicillium cosmopolitanum
Lineage: Eukaryota; Fungi; Ascomycota; Eurotiomycetes; Eurotiales; Aspergillaceae
Product: NAD(P)-dependent alcohol dehydrogenase
Exons: 4
Coding region: 1-1143 (380 amino acids)
Biological process (GO): alcohol metabolic process
Molecular function (GO): alcohol dehydrogenase (NADP+) activity; zinc ion binding
Source: RefSeq, a predicted model, not a curated record
AUGGUUUAUCCUGAUACUUUUGAUGGGUUUAUGGUUAACUCACACGAGAAAUGGAGCGACUUUCGGAAAGAAGAGUUCAAGCCCAAGCCUCUUGAUGAGUGGGAUGUUGAAAUUGCUAUUGAAGCUUGCGGUGUGUGUGGAAGUGAUGUGCACACUCUUACAGGGGGCUGGGGCCAAGCCAAAUUACCUGUAUGUGUAGGACAUGAGGUAGUCGGAAAAGUAGUUGCCCUUGGCCAGAAGGCCACCACUGUCAAAAUUGGUGAUCGUGUUGGUGUCGGUGCACAGGUUUACGCCUGCCUCAAAUGCAAAGUGUGCAAGUCGGGUAAUGAGAAUUAUUGCCCUCACCAAGUUGACACCUACAACUGCUACUACCCUGACAAUUCAAUGGCGUAUGGCGGAUACUCCAGUCACAUUCGUGCCCAUGAAUACUUUGUCUUCUCAAUUCCAGACAGCAUUGAGUCAAGCAUUGCAGCGCCUAUGCUUUGUGCCGGUAUCACGUCCUACAGCCCUCUGUCGCGUGCUAAGAUAGGACCCGGAAAAACCGUUGGAGUGGUUGGAAUUGGCGGCCUCGGCCAUUUCGGUAUUCUGUUUGCGGCGGCUAUGGGAGCUGAUGUCUAUGCUAUUUCGCAUUCGCCGGGCAAAGAGGCGGAUGCAAAGGCUCUCGGUGCCAAGGGUUUUAUCAGCACAAAGGGGAAGGACUGGAACGUGCCUUUCAAGAAUACCUUUGACUUCAUCCUCAACACAACCGACGCAACAGAUCGCUUCGACAUUUCCGCUUAUUUCAGCAUCCUGACUAUUAACGGCAACUUCCAUACUGUUGGAAUCUCUGACAAGGCGUUCCCACCCUUGCGAACGCAGGAUAUGAUGGGCAACGGCUGUUCAAUCUCUGCUAGUCACAUUGGAAGCAGAGAGGAAGUUCAGGCGAUGCUCCAGCUAGCUGCAAAACUCAACAUUAAGAGGUCAGUUUCAUCUUUCAUGUUUGAUUAUGCCGGGUAUUUCAGAGCUGACAAUUGCAGUUGGGUUGAAACAAUCGAUAUUAGUGAGGACGGAUGCAAAGCUGCAGUCGAGAAAGUCUUCAACGGGAAGGCAAAAUACCGAGUGACACUUGUUGGGUAUGACAAGGUAUUUGGUACUAGGGCUUGA